Molecule: messenger RNA, 579 nt
Organism: Staurois parvus
Lineage: Eukaryota; Metazoa; Chordata; Amphibia; Anura; Ranidae
Source: the annotation of a GenBank genome assembly
CAAAGACAUACACUAUAUUGCCAAAAGUAUUGGAACACCCCUCAAAAUCAUUGGAUUCAGGUGUUCCAAUCACCUCCAUGGCUAGAGGUGUAUAAAAUCAAGCACCUAGGCAUGCAGACUGAUUCUACAAACAUUUGUGAAAGAAUGGGUUGCUCUCAGGAGCUCAGUGAAUUGAACAGUGGUACCGUGAUAGGUUGCCACCUGUGCAAUAAGCCCAUCCGUGAAAUUUCCUUGCUACUAAAUAUUCCACGGUUAACUGUUAGUGAUAUUAUAAAAAAGUGGAAGCAGUUAGGAACAACAGCAACCCAGCCACGAAGUGGUACGCCACGUAAAAUAACAGAGCAGGGUCAGCGCAUGCUGAAGCGUACAGUGCACAGAAGUCACCAACUGACUGCAGAGUCAAUAGCUAAAGACCUCCAAACUUCAUGUGGCCUUCAGAUUAGCACAAGAACAGUGCAUAUAGAGCUUCAUGGAAUGGGUUUCCAAUGCAGAGCAGCUGCAUCCAAGCCUUACAUCACCUGAUGCAUUGAUGAUCAUCAAUGAUGCAGUGGUGUAAAGCAUGCCACCACUGGACUAUAG